Molecule: messenger RNA, 4211 nt
Organism: Notothenia coriiceps (black rockcod)
Lineage: Eukaryota; Metazoa; Chordata; Actinopteri; Perciformes; Nototheniidae
Product: insulin-like growth factor-binding protein 4
Exons: 3
Coding region: 89-511 (140 amino acids)
Biological process (GO): regulation of insulin-like growth factor receptor signaling pathway
Cellular component (GO): extracellular region
Molecular function (GO): insulin-like growth factor II binding; insulin-like growth factor I binding
Source: RefSeq, a predicted model, not a curated record
UACAACUGUUUAUGUAAUACUUGACGUCAGUGCAAUUUCCAAUUUGUUGACAUGGAGGAACUAAAACAUUUCCCCUCGUCCUUUAGCAAUGGAGAGGCAGGAUGAGAUCAUCCCUGAACACCCGAACAACAGCAACAUCCGCUGCAGUCCGCAGGACAAGCGCUGCAUACAGAAGACCCUGGCCCGACACCCUCCCAAAUCCAACCAGAGAAAUAACAACGCCCGGGAGGAGGCCAAGGCGGCACUGGCUCCAUGUCGUGCUGAGCUACAGAGAGCGUUGGACAGGUUGGCGUCAAAUAGCCGCACACAUGACGAUCUCUUCACGAUCCCAAUACCCAACUGUGACAGGAACGGAGAUUUCCACACUAAACAGUGUCAUCCCGCACGUGACGGCCUGCGGGGAAAGUGCUGGUGUGUGGACCAGAAGACGGGCAUGAGACUGCCGGGCCCACUGGAGCCACGAGGGGAUCUGGAAUGCCACCAGAUAAUGACUGCUACGCUGAGGGAUUGAGGAGUGGAUGGGCUGGGAGGGGGGGGAGGGGCAGGACCAGCUGGAUUCUACUGGUGCUUAUUAGUAGAACUACGCGAGGAAAGGACUUUGCUCUAAAGCCUCGCUUCACCUGAGGCCGGUACUUGAGCCUGCGCAACAAAAAGGAAACCAUUGAUUUAUUUUGCUAUUUUGUUUUCUGUGUGUGAGAGUAUGUGAUCACAGAUUUGUUUGAGCACUUGUUGUGUAUUGUUUCUAUGUGAACUUCAAGACCGAAAGUCUUUAGACACAUGCGCUUUAAAGCUACAGGUAAUUGUGAUCUUUGUUAGAGAGCAAAAUGUGUUGUUUUCUCUAGUCUAGCUUCAGUAGAUGAUUGUUCAAAAUGAUGUUGCAUCAACCCUACCAGAUAAUCAGACGUGAAAUACCACAGGAGCUGUUAGCACUAGAGCGGCUGGAAUAACUGCAUCAGGACAAUCCAGGAAGAUGAUCAGAUAAAGGAUUGUGUUGGUUUUUUACACAAUAUGUGAAAUAGAUUGUAACGUCUCAUUGUACUGUCCUAUUUGUCCAUUACCCCACCCAUCUGGUAACUAGGUAAAAACAAAGCACAAAAUGUGUUUGCAAACACAAAGUCUAGUUCAGCGACGACACAAGAGCAAUAAAAUAAGGGAUGAUAACAGAUCAAAUGAACAAAGAAACGGGGGAGGGGGGACGCAAAGGAAUGCAACGGUUCCCUGCCAUGAGUUACCAAAUGAUAAGCCAUAGCUUUUCCCAACAUCAAACCAAAGUGGAAAGUGAGAUAAAAGAGAUUACUUUCAACAACAGUAUCUCUGACAGGCCAGAGUAGAUUAGCUUCACCGCCCCGUGGCUAACUCUGCUAGCUCUGUAUCCUGGUGGUGUGGAGGGACUGGCAGCGCGGCAGGCACACACCCUGGACCCUGCUGAUAGGCUAAUCAUAUUUCUCCAGCUGGUGCUAACAAGCCAGUGUUACUUUGAAGAUGUAUGAAUAUGCUUCAACAUGAACGAAUUCUAUCCAAACAGACUGCUUGGCAGGACUUUCAUGGUGCUAUAUACUGAUCGUGCCAAAAAACAAACAAAACGGCUUCUGCACUUUUGGGGUAUUGUUGAAGAAUGGAACAGAAGACUGGGAUUUCAGAAAGGGAGCAUUUAGCAUCAGCAAGUGUGAGGAUCACCUACAUGUGUGACUAUCUGCACUAGCUACUGGCCAAGAGGGCUUUUGAAGUGUGUAUUAAAAGUUAUUGUUGAAAUGUAUAAGUUAACUGACAAUAGAGUGGUGCAGGAAUGAGUCUUAAACCCGGCAAUGAGUUGUUUUAAAGUCAAUGUACCUUUUGUUUUUGUUUAGGUGCCUCAAGCUUACGCUAUAUUCACGUUUUGUUCUGCAAUAUAAAAUACGUCAGUAAACCCCGCAAUGGUGAAUGUCUGAAGCUUUUAUAAGUCUUAACAACUGAAACUUCUAACCAGUGGCUUAAUGAGACUACUUAAAGUUAUAAGUAUAGGCAAAUAAUAUUACAAGUCAGUGGUGAUGCUCAGUCAUGUGACCGGGAUUUUGUUUGUUUGUUUUAGAGCCUAACGUUAGCGGUUUGCUUCUGGCCAAUGCAUUUUCGCAUUGGCCAGAAGUAAAAUAUUUUUUAAAUAUGUCAAAAUUAUACUGCUGAACAAAACGUGUAUCAUAAACAUGUGUUGGCUAUGUUGGCUAUGUUCUGCAAUAUUUCAAAAUGUUAUGGAAAAUCCCAUAACUUUUAGUCUAGGUAGCUCUUGUGAUGCUAAGUUCUGGGUCGGCCUACACAACUACUUCACUUCACUGUACCACUCGAUAGCGCUGCACUAACACUUCAGAUAGCUGGCCUGUUGUUUCAUUGGCAAAAGUUGUACAUUGCAGGUGUGAUGAGUCUUUAAUAUACAAGCAGAGCAUAACAAGCAUUAAUGAAUAAACUCCUGGCAGCAAAGCCACUCCAAGUCAACAUGAAGCUUGGAACUGAGGUUGAGUUGCAGUAAAGAGAGUAUAAUGAUUAUGUGGAAACAUGACAACGCUGGCUCUCAUAUCGUCUGUAGGGCAUCAGACUAAUAUUAAAAUGAGUUAUUUACCAGUGCAAAUAUCAUAGCUUCUCAUCAAGACGCUGCAAGUGAGGCUAGUAAUAUUCUUAUAGAAGUGUGUUGUACUUGUGGCAGAAUAGCAGGCUUAAACUAAUGCUGGUGUUUAUCACAACCAGAUAUGGACAGCCUGCUCUGUCCCGUUGGAGAUUUUGGUUUUUAUUAACUCAAGCACAAAUGUAUCUAAAUGUGUCAUUAUUAUAAGAAGAGCAUCAAUGUCAAGCUAACAAAUACAUUUACAGUGCAGUUAUUACAGAUAUGUCUAAAAAGAUUCAAUCCUAUUAAAAAAACAAACAGAUUAAAGCUUCUGUCACAAAAUGUAUUUCUUGUUAUUUUUAUGUCUUCAGACUCUGCAUAUCAAGGCUAAUGUAGGUUGAGAAAAACUAAUGAUAGUGUGCAGGAAACGGGGAAUAUUCUAAAAAAUAACCUUAUCGCGCACAUUUACAAUAAACAAACUAGGAUGUUUUCUGAGAAUUAAAGUGGUAUCAUUAAUCUGUAAUCUGUCUAUUAGUAUCACCUUAUCCAAAUCAAUUUGUUGUUUUCUUUUGAAUAGGCCCAAUUUAUUGCAAUGUAUAUUUAAAAUCUGGAUGCCCAUGAUAAUGUGAAUCUAGGCUAAAGUGUAUUUUUUUACUGCUGAAUUUGAUUGCAAAAUAUAAUUUGAUUAGGUCUUCUAUUGCUGGUAAAUACACCUCAAGGGUUGGAGUCAGUGGUGUGAUGAAGUCUAUUCAUCCAGCUGAAACACAAUGACGUUCCUUGUUUUUUAUUAAAUGUAUCUCCUCAGAGAAUAUUCAAGUUUUUACUUGUACAUUUCCAUCGUAUAUAUCAGAUUUCUUUCUCAGAAUAUAACCCUUAUUUUAGAUCUGUUCAGCUUUUAAUAAGACUAUUUGAGCACAAAACACUGAAGGGAGGUUCAUUCAGCUGCAAACAGAAAUAAAAGAAGUGCCAUGGAAACUUUUAUUGUUAUCUUUAUAAUGUAGUUUUGCAAAUGUUUCCGUAUUGAAUUGGGUCUCUUUCUCAAAUGCAGUAGUGCGUAUAUAAAUUGUGAGUCUGCUGCUAACUGGGGACAGUUCAUAUGGGCCAGAGUUCCCUAAAGGUAAUCUAACAAAAGUUCCCCCACAUCAUCUCAGCAUUUCUGUGAGUAUCUCCAGUGCAUCCUUAAAGACACUCAAUCUAAAUUUAAAAAAGCAGAAAAGUUAAAAUUAAGUUUUAAAUAGGUUUACAUAUUAUAAGAUAAAGCACAAUCACCAAUUCCAAUUCCAAUAAAAAAACAAAAACAUCACAAGUAACUUAUUUUCUUGUCUCUGUCUUGGCCUAGUAAUUAUGUUGUAUGUAAUAUCAGUCAGAAUUUUAGAUGUUGGUUGCCAGGUACUAACAACUCUACAUACUGUGAGUAAUUGAAUGUGAUGUAGUGUCGCUGAAGUCAAUGAUCAAUUUGCUGGUGUAUUGCCACUUGAUGACUACUUUCUUGUCACUGAAGAAAGAAAUGUAUCCAAAGAUAGUUCACCAAAACACAGACGGAUAGACAGAAGAUGCUAUGGGUGGAGAGUCAUGCUGCAGCUUAAAACUGUCAAAAACCAAAUAUCCUGAGAGCUGUCCCAAAGACAAAGUAUCUGAA